This is a messenger RNA of Oncorhynchus keta (chum salmon), 4042 nucleotides long. Its product is annotated as lysophosphatidic acid receptor 6-like. The record is from RefSeq and is a predicted model, not a curated record. Bases 2174 to 3259 code for a protein of 361 amino acids. Lineage: Eukaryota; Metazoa; Chordata; Actinopteri; Salmoniformes; Salmonidae. Gene Ontology annotation, cellular component: membrane. Gene Ontology annotation, molecular function: lysophosphatidic acid receptor activity. Gene Ontology annotation, biological process: positive regulation of Rho protein signal transduction; phospholipase C-activating G protein-coupled receptor signaling pathway. The transcript has a single exon.
CUACAAUGUAGAUAAUAGUACAAAUAAAAGUAAAACCCUUAAAUGAGUAGGUGUUCUAAAACUUUUGACCGGUAGUGUAUAUUCAUAGAUGUAUGGAGGAGUGUGUGUUUAUGAAAGUUAGAUAAAAAAAUUAAGUAACCUUUAUAUAAAAAGGAACAUUGGUGGCAAAUCUGAUGACCAAAUGAUAAAGAACAUCUAGCCGCUCGAGCACCCUUACCUGCCGAUCUAUAAAUUACAUCUCCGUAACCUAGCAUGGGUAGGAUGGUCAUCUGAAUCAGGGUUAGUUUGGCAGCUGUGGUGAAAGAGGAGCGAUUACGAUAGAGGAAACCUAGUCUAGAUUUAACCUUAGCCUGCAGCUUUGAUAUGUAAUGAGAGAAGGAUAGUGUACCAUCUAGCCAUAGUACUUGUACGAGUAGGCCUACAUGGUUUACAGUGAGACUUCACCAGCAACUAUAUCCAGCCACAGACACAAUGAGGCUGUUUUUCAAGCAGCAUUUUGAAUGAAAAUCAAAAAGGUGUGAUAUUUUAUUUAAUACAUGCAUUUCCACAUGCACAUAACUACAAGCAUACAGCACAUCUGUAUCUGCGUCAGAGAAAACCGCACCUAGUCCCCUGCCUCAUCUCAUUAGUCUGCACGCUCAGGCUUGCCAUCACUGGAACCUUCCCCUUCCUGUCGUUCUGAGGCCGCUGCCCACUGACACCAUUGACUAAUAGAAAGUACACUGUGCUCUGGGGCUGACAGGAGAGUAGGACUUAAUUGACUCCUUUCGCCAAAUAGAGCAAUCAACUGAAAAAUGUCCACUGUUCGGGAGUAGGCUAGCUCUUAGAUGAAAAUCCAAUAUAUAAAGGAAUUUGAAAGUUUGAACAAAACACCCUACAUACAUUUCAUUGAUAUUUUCAUGAGAUCCUGAAAGAAUGCUAAAGGGCACCAAAACAAGCUAACAAAUCCUUUUCACCUCACACCUGAUUUACUCAACAAAAAGGCAAAUCAAUAGGUAGUCCAGGUAAGUCACGACAUGGCACAAGUGCGGAAGUGAGCCUUUCCCCUUUUGUUCUCUAUUGCUCCACUGUUCCCUCAAGCAAGGGGGGAGGCCGAUGACAUCACAACUUCAUCAAACCAACUCCUUGAAGUAUCCAGUUUUCUAAAAAAAAUGAUUUCUCAAAACAUAUUGUUUUACCCUUUGGUGUGUGUACAUUAGAGAUAUCUGAAGUAUAAAUAAACUAACAGGAGAAGUUAAUUAAAUAAAUAAUUACUGGAGGACGUCUUUAAACAUUCAGAACCCCACCCGUCUCCCGCCAAGCCCAGCCAGAGACAAAUCUCGAAGGUGAUUACAUAGCUAAAGCAGUCAGAUGUGGGAGGGCCUUGGAUGGGUGGUAGCCUACUCCUCCCAGUGUGUAAGCAAGUAGUCAGUUAAGCUUCAGUCUGUGGUACAGCUUCAGAACAGAAGACUGACUCCACUGACUGUUAGGCCUGGAAAGGCUGUAUUUUCUGGUGGACAGAACAGACAGUCUACAGCAGAGCCCAUCUGUCUACAAGUGUAGGGUCAGUCGGAGCACCAUGCCCCCAGGGGCUGCAGCGGGAUCAGACAGGAAGAGGGCUGCCAGAGGCCUGGAGGGACCCAGAGAGGCAGCACAGAGCCUCUCAGACGCUCAGCUCACAGACCCAAGGAGAGGCACAUGACUCCCCCUCUCUCACUAAAGCAAGAAACACUGCCGACUCUGGGGUGAGAGGAGAAAUGAUCCAGACUCCGAGAAGCCAACAUCAAGGCUGCUCACAGAGGACAUAAAAACAGGCUUGGGAUCUUAGAAUUACGUGAUACAUCAAACACGUACCAAUGGAUUAACAGGGGACUGGUCUUGUCUUUUUGGAUACAAGCACAGGUAUUGAUGGAAUUACUUGUUAUUUUUAAAAACACUGGACAUGGUGGUGUUCACAUGAGGACAUUGUGCUUAUGAACAUUGGAUACGAGAGAAGGUGUGGUUAUUAUUUGAGCUAGUAUUCCCUUAUGCUGGGGGAAGAUUGGAAAUGACAUAACUGAUGAAAUGAAGGACUGAAAUUAAGUGCUCCAUUCUUUGGAAUUAACUUGUACAAGUGAUCGAUGCUUUCCACAAAAACAUUCCCAUUGUUGUAUUGACAUUCAGCAACACUCCCAUCCUCUACUCCUCUCUAAAGAUGCAUAAUAGCACUCUAGAGACUGAUGGCAUCAGUGCUCUUGGUUUGACCCAAAACAACAUGAGCUGUAUUAAGAGUGAUGGCUUUAAGUAUACCCUGUACACAGCAGUUUUCAGCCUGGUCUUCAUAGUCGGGCUGCUCUUCAACAUGGCUGCCAUGUACAUCUUUGCCUGCACGCUGAAGCUGCGCAACGAGACCACCACCUACAUGAUGAACCUGGUGGUGUCCGACCUGCUCUUCGUCCUCACCCUGCCCUUCAGAAUCUUCUAUUUUAUCAACCAGGAUUGGCCGUUUGGCAGGGGGCUCUGCCAGCUUUCUGUCUCCCUAUUCUAUACCAACAUGUACGGUAGCAUUCUCUUCCUCACUUGCAUCAGCGUGGACCGCUUCCUGGCCAUCGUCCACCCAUUCCGAUCGCAGGCGUUGCGGACGAAGCGGAAUGCCAAGUUGGCCUGCUGCGCUGUUUGGGUGUUGGUGCUGUCUGGCAGCCUUCCGACAGGCUUCCUCCUCGACACCACCUCGCUCAGGUACAAAAACUCCUCCGUCAACUACUGCUUUGAAAACUUCUCCAACAAGCAGUGGAAGUCCAGUCUGUCCAAGGUGGUGGUGUUUAUUGAGACAGUGGGAUUCCUGAUUCCGUUGUUACUCAACAUCUUCUGCUCCGUUUCGGUCCUCCAGACACUGCGCCAGCCCCAGGCUAUCAGCCGUGGGGGCCAGCUCAACAAGACCAACAUCCUGAGGAUGAUCGUGGUCCAUCUUCUCAUCUUCUGCUUCUGCUUCAUCCCCUACAACGUCAACCUGGUGUUCUAUGCCCUGGUCCGCACCAAGCUUCUGAAGGGCUGCGCUGUGGAGUCGGUGGUGAGGACCAUCUACCCCAUCGCCCUCUGCAUUGCGGUCAGCAACUGCUGUUUCGACCCAGUCAUCUACUACUUCACCUCCGAGACAAUCCAGAACUCUAUCAAACGUAAAUCUAUGGCGGUUCGCAACAAGAAUAAGCUGGACAAGGGUCUUCAGACAAACAUGCUGCAGAGCCAGAGCAUAAUUCAGAACAACCCAAGGACUCAAUUUUACCUAGAGUCCACCGUGUGACAUCACCCACAUGAGCCAAAUUAAUGAGGAAUCAGUGCGAUAUUUGACAUCAAUAUUUCAGUGAGUCAAUAUUUGGUGCAAUACGCCCAGAUGAUCGUAACAGAUGGGAGAUGAGUGGUCUUGAGUGGAUUCUAUAGGAACCAUGGCAUCACAGGAACAAAGUGAGAAAACCCUAAAGAGCGGUUGCAUUAAGGGUCCCAUCCUUGCACUAAGUACAGUGACUCAGCUCUGAGUGUUCUCGUGUUAAAGGGGUACUUUGGAAUUUUGGCUAGCAUGCUAGCAGAUACCCAUAGACUUCCAGUCAUUGUGCAAAUCCUAGUUAGUAUAGGCUUGCAAAACUACCUCGUACUUCUUUCAUACUGGACACAGAACAAUACAAAUGUUAUCUGACAAUGGGGAAGUAGAUAAAGGGCCUCAUUAACAAAAUCCAGAAGUACUCCUUUAAGUAUUGCAUCAAUAGCAGUGUCGAGUGUGAGGAUUAGCCUACAUGAUGCAGGUCUGGGUGAGGAAACCCUGGAGCUACAGAUUUACAAAACAAAACAAAAAAAAGUGAAAAUGUACCCACAACACACUUUGUGACUUGUCAAACAGUGGCCGGGGUCUCUACAUGUUGUUCUAUUGAAAGACUUGAUACCAGGCAGUUGUCAGUGUUUUACCUGUGACUAAAUACAGUGGAUUAACAACCAAAAUUAUGAAAUAGCACUAUAGUGCAAGUUAUUUGACUUGCAAACUAUUUCUCCCAAUAGUGACAGUGCCUUGAAUGAAUAAAAAGAAAGCAAACAA